UUUACAAGUCACGGCGAAGGGGGCAGCUGCUUGCCUUGGUGGGGCCAGGGGAUUGGCGGGCAUAUGGAGAGAAGGGCACAUUUGCAGGCUUGCUGAGGCCCUCCUCCAGCUGGAGGCCACGAUCCUGUAACUACCGGAACCCCUAGAAAACAGAGGGCUCUGGAGGCCACAGGCACGAUGCUUCGAGUCCUGGUGGGGGCUGUCCUCCCUGCCAUGCUGCUGGCUGCCCCACCGCCUAUCAACAAGCUGGCACUGUUCCCGGACAAGAGUGCCUGGUGCGAGGCCAAGAAUAUCACCCAGAUCGUGGGCCACAGUGGCUGUGAGGCCAAGUCUAUCCAGAACAGGGCAUGCCUAGGACAGUGCUUCAGCUACAGCGUCCCCAAUACCUUCCCGCAGUCCACAGAGUCCCUGGUGCACUGUGACUCCUGUAUGCCGUCCCAGUCCAUGUGGGAGAUUGUGACCUUGGAGUGCCCUGGCCAUGAAGAGGUACCCCGGGUGGACAAACUGGUGGAGAAGAUUCUGCACUGCAGCUGCCAGUCAUGCGGCAAGGAGCCCAGCCACGAGGGCCUGAGUGUCUAUGUGCAGGGCGAGGAUGGGCCGGGCACCCAGCCUGGCUCCCACCCCCACCCCCACCCACAUCCCCAUCCUGGAGGCCAGACCCCUGAGCCCGAGGAUCCCCCAGGGAUCCCCCACCCGGAGGAGGAGGGGGCUGAGGACUAAGGCCCUGACUCUUCCUCCCCUCUCAUCCCCCUGUGGAAUGUUGGGUCUCACCCUCUGGGGAAGAGUGGGGUUGGGGGGAUGCUGAAGCCCCCCUCUGGCACCAGAUGGACUUGGAUUCAGACUUGGACUUGGAAUGUUGCCCGGUUGCCAUGGAGAUCUGAGGGGGGCAUUGAAGCCAAGCUGCACAUUUUAAUAUGUUCAAGAGUAGGGGGAGGAAGCAGAGGUCUUCAGAGUUGUUUUUGGGAGGGGGACCCUCUUCCUUUCUGCCUCCUAGCUGUGUGCC
Messenger RNA from Orycteropus afer afer, 1003 nucleotides. The record is from RefSeq and is a predicted model, not a curated record. Lineage: Eukaryota; Metazoa; Chordata; Mammalia; Tubulidentata; Orycteropodidae.